AUGAUGAGCCACCGUGCCCUCCUUUUUCUGCUACUUCUGGUCAGCUAUGUGUUGUACUUAGUUAUUGGAGCUUUCAUCUUUUCUACCCUGGAGCAGCCAUAUGAGAACCAGUUGAGGGAGAAGGUGGAGAGCCUAUGGGAUGAUUUCCUGCAAAACCACCCAUGUUUGUCUGAGGAGAAACUGGAGGAUUUUCUGAGGAAAGCUCUGCUUGUAAAAAGCUUUGGAGUGUCAGUCCUGCGAAAUAUAUCUGGCUUUGAGGUCAGAUGGGACUUUGUAUCCUCUCUAUUCUUUGCUGGGACCACCCUAACCACUAUUGGUUAUGGGCAUCCCUUUCCUAUCUCACUGAGUGGAAAGUUGUUUUGUUUAUUCUACUCCAUCAUUGGAAUCCCACUCACCUUAUCUUUACUCUCUAUUGCUGCUCGGAAUCUGCUAAUUUUGCUGCGAGACAAGCCACUCCAAAUCAUUCACCUCCACUGGAGCAUCUCUCAGAACAAGCUAGAGUGGAUCCAUGCCAUAGUCUUAAUCUCCCUCUUGUCUCUCCUUUUCUUCUUCAUUCCUGCAGUGGUCUUUAAUAAUUUAGAAGUGGAUUGGGGUUAUGUGGAUGCCCUGUACUUCUGCUUUAUCUCCCUGAGUACAGUUGGUCUUGGAGAUUAUGUACCCGGUGAACAGAGUAGUCAACGCAUGCCAGCACUCUACAAGAUCAUGGUUAUCUGUUAUUUAAUAACUGGCUUGGUCGCUGUGUUUCUUGUGGUUGAGAUGUUAAAGAACCUUAUUAAGCACAACCAGAUCCUCAGUCUGUUCUUAUUGGGGUGUGAAGAUGGCAGGCGAGCCGAGGAAAUAGACCACGUUCUACCAUAUGACUCUGAGAUUCCUUUUGUUCCAAAACAUGAUGAAACCACAAGGAGGAGGGUUCCGCAUUCAGUCUCUCCCACUGAGAAGUCGUAUGGCUCCAUAAACCCAACUUUUACCUGA
Molecule: messenger RNA, 972 nt
Organism: Nanorana parkeri
Lineage: Eukaryota; Metazoa; Chordata; Amphibia; Anura; Dicroglossidae
Product: potassium channel subfamily K member 1-like
Exons: 3
Coding region: 1-972 (323 amino acids)
Biological process (GO): stabilization of membrane potential; potassium ion transmembrane transport
Cellular component (GO): membrane
Molecular function (GO): potassium ion leak channel activity
Source: RefSeq, a predicted model, not a curated record